This is a messenger RNA of Octodon degus (degu), 1981 nucleotides long. RefSeq names its product FXYD domain containing ion transport regulator 2 (gene Fxyd2). Gene Ontology annotation, biological process: regulation of sodium ion transmembrane transporter activity; monoatomic ion transport. Gene Ontology annotation, cellular component: membrane. Gene Ontology annotation, molecular function: sodium channel regulator activity. The transcript is spliced from 6 exons. The record is from RefSeq and is a predicted model, not a curated record. NCBI's taxonomy places the organism in Eukaryota, Metazoa, Chordata, Mammalia, Rodentia, Octodontidae. The coding region runs from base 1349 to 1804 and encodes 151 amino acids.
CAUUAUUCGAAAAAGAACUCCUGGUGGCUCACAUAGAUAGAAAGAAUUCGCUCAGGUAGCAUCAGACCUGGGUGUGAGUGUGGGCUGGGAUGGUCAUAGUGUUGUGCGCAGAAUGACAAUAGCUUUGGUACCACAGCCUUGGGGACCUUCAGCUCCUGUCCUCCUACUGUGUUUCAGGUGAGCUUUUUAAGCUCCCUGCCCUCAGUUUUUGUGGCCAGCCCAGGAGAUCCCAGUGCAUUCUUCUCCACAGCAGCACAUGAUCAGCCUCAGUUUCUUUGUCUGUAGAAUGGAGCUAGCCUGGCUUCUCUGGGUGGAGAGCAGCAGGGAGCCUGAGGGCAUGUGGUCCACCUUUAUUAAAGGUUGUCUCUAUUGUCAUAUUUUUGGAAACAGACUUGGCUUGAAUGCAGAAGGGAGCUGAGCGGGGUGGCGGGUCCUGGUGUGCAGGGCCAGAGUUCUCCUUCGACUCAUUCACGCACAUUUCACAGGAGGUGGCUGAGACUUUUCUGUGUUUCUCACCAAUCCGGGCACAAGUAGUAACAGUGGCAUGCGCUGUGUCCAGGGCUGCACCCCGUGCCCUUGGCAUGAAUUAUCAAUAACUGGUGGGGGGUGCUGUGCCCACUAUAUAGGGGAGGAGACUGAGUCACAGCAGUAGGUAACCUGACAGAGGCCACAAGAGCAGGCGUUAAUCCCCUGCCAUGGUUCGGAGCAGAUUCCCUUGAGAAGGGCUCAACUUCCCCUGGACUUGGCCUUUGGGGACUCUGACCACUGGAUUUGGCCUUUGGCUACCACCAGAUACUAGCCUCUUCUGGAGGUCGGUUCUACUGGCCAGAGCUCAAAGAGAACCAUGCAGUGCCACCCACAGGGCACCUGCACUGGCAUGCCCAAGGAGAAGGAGUUCACCACAGAGUGGCCUCCACUGGGGAGGCAGCUGGAGCCCUGGUGCUGUGACCUUGGCCACCUCUCAGUGCCUCAGCAUUCACCUGUGAAUUGGGGAGCUAACACCAAGCUCAAGGGUCAGGACAUGCUUUGUAAACCAUCAAAGCAAAGUGUUGUCCCAGGAUAAGCCCGGUGCUUUCCAGGGCUGGCUGGCAAGGCACUGGGGAUGCGUGAGAACGGGAACAACCCGAGAAAGCACAUCCUGAGGGUGGAGAGAAAGAACACUGAGCGCAGCUGAGAGGCUGGAAGCUGCGUGGCCAGGACUGAGCACAAGUCUGGGCUGCGGGGUGAGUUGGCAGCCCAGGGUCUUCCUGGGCUGAGAGGUGUGAGGGCUGAAACUCCUAGGCCCUGCUCAGGGUGGUUCCAGGGCUGCAGUGCUAGGGGAGGCAGCCAGGCACCUCAGGAAGCCCGAAUGCAGACACAUCAACUGCCACAGUGGCGUGGCAGGGGUGGGUCAGGUAGCCCACAGCACGCACUGAGUGAGUGCAUUUGGAAACUUCCACUUACCCACCGCACACCCAGCCGUGGCUGCCCGGCUGAAGAAUACACCACUGCCCAUCGCAGCCUUCCCUGGAAAUUUCCUCUGGGCGGGGCUGGCUACCCAGCAGGCAGCUCCCCGCCCCAGCCUCCUCAGGGACAGCUCCUCGGGCCUCGGCCCCUCCAUACACAUCCUGGCUCUUCUUAUGACGAGGGUGGCAGCUCCAAGGGCGAUGUGGACCCCUUCCACUAUGACUAUGAGACCGUCCGAAAGGGAGGCCUGAUCUUUGCUGGCCUGGCCUUCGUCGUGGGGCUCAUCAUCCUUCUCAGCAAACGCUUCCGCUGUGGGGGUGGUAAGAAGCAUCGGCAAGUCAGUGAAAAUGAGCUGUAACACUAGAGUCAGCUCGGACCUCUGCCCCAUCACUGCCACUACCUGAGCUGAAGACAGCGCCAGGCUCCCUGUGACCCCGGGAUGGAGCCGCCUCCUGCUGCCUCUGCUUCUCCCAUCUGCCUCCCUUCCUCCUCCUGUGUCUGCAGCACCCUCUGAGUACAGAUGCAGCCUGGUUUC